Messenger RNA from Paralichthys olivaceus (Japanese flounder), 488 nucleotides. NCBI's taxonomy places the organism in Eukaryota, Metazoa, Chordata, Actinopteri, Pleuronectiformes, Paralichthyidae. The record is from RefSeq and is a predicted model, not a curated record.
UGCUUCACAUGAUUCUGAAAAAGAAGCAGAGCUGAUCAGCUGCGUCAGGACUUCAGACCUGGACACACUGAUGGCGCUCCACCAGCAGGGGGCAGACAUCCUGCUGCGGGACGACGCUGGGUGCACGCUACUGCAUCACGCCGUCCAGGUCGGCAGUACAGACAUCGUCAAGUACCUCGUCGACAACGUUCCCACGUCUCACCUGGACGUAACCGAGAAAGACACCGGUGAGACGGCACUCCACAUGGCUGCCACCUGCUGUCAGAGGAUGAUAUGUCACUACCUGGUGGAGGGCGGGGCGUCGCUCAUUAAGACGGACCUGCAGGGUCAGAUUCCUAAACAACGAGCUCAGAAGAACAACGACCAGGAACUGAGUGAAUAUCUGCAGAAACAUCAGCAGAGAGACGACCAGGAGACGCCUGUCUAACCACCGACCUGUCCAACCACCAACCUGUCUAACCACCAACCUGUCCAACCAACAACCUGUC